Molecule: messenger RNA, 834 nt
Organism: Dentiscutata erythropus
Lineage: Eukaryota; Fungi; Glomeromycota; Glomeromycetes; Diversisporales; Gigasporaceae
Source: the annotation of a GenBank genome assembly
AUGGCAACGAAAUUCAAUAACCGAUGCAUGAUUAAAAUAUUUGUUGGCUUCUUAAUUUUUACAUUAUUCUAUUUAAGUUUCUGGCUUCGACUAUUAUUUAAUUAUCUCGAAGAUUUAAAUUUACAAAAAGUGGUUGGAUUCUCUGAUCGCACACUUGGCUUUGACCAUAUUUACAUUGUCCAUCUUGACUAUCGAACGGAUAGACGUGAAAGAUUAGAUGAAAUAGCUUCUUAUCAUGGUUUAGAUUUUGAUUAUUUUUCUGCCAUUACUAAAGAUGAUGAACAAAUUCUCCGCAAAUAUGGUUCCGCAGAUAUGAACCCUUCUCAAAAAGCUUGUUAUUUAAGCCAUUAUUCAAUAUAUGAACUAAUAAUUGAUAAAGGCUUUAAUAGUGUCUUAAUUUUAGAAGAUGAUGUGGACUUUGAACUUGACAUCACCGCUACUGUGGCUGAUAUUCAUCGUGAUUUACCUGCUUCUUGGGAAAUGUUAUACGUAGGCCAUUGCUUUGAAGGUGUUGGUGAACAAGUUGGAAAUAGUUUUUCUGUCCAUAAACUAUAUAAAUCUGUGGCUCCAAUGUGUACACAUGCUUAUGCAAUUUCGUAUUCUGGUGCUAUCAAGCUUAUAGAACUCCUUGAUCCUGUGACACCACGUGGAACAGUUGAUUAUUCUCUUAAAGUAGUAAUCGGUGAAGGGAAAAUCUCUUCAUAUAGUGUUCACCCACAACUUAUCGUGCAACAGGGGACUGCUAACAACCCAUCCGAUAUCCCUAACUCACAGCCACUUUCCUUUAAUUUAUUAAAUUCAACCUUACAUUUUCUUGGACAUAAUAACAUUUAA